This is a messenger RNA of Orbicella faveolata, 2665 nucleotides long. RefSeq lists its product as uncharacterized. NCBI's taxonomy places the organism in Eukaryota, Metazoa, Cnidaria, Anthozoa, Scleractinia, Merulinidae. Gene Ontology annotation, biological process: signal transduction. The record is from RefSeq and is a predicted model, not a curated record.
AGCUGCUCAAUCCUGAAAAUCAAAGGUGUUUGUAUGCGAAUUUCUUGUUAUCCAAAGACACACAAACCUGAAAUAUAAGCUGCAAAAUUUUGAUUACAUUAUCCUGCGCAUGGUAUUCGUAGUAUAGGACAAGCAUUAUAUGUUUGGUAGCCGACCGGGGUGCCCGCCUUUGUAACCACGUUUCUCAUGCGUAACAACAGCAUAACAAAAGCUGCCUUACCCGCCUUGCCACAUUAACAUAAAGGUAUGUCUUGUUGCUAAUAAACAUUCCGCUUCAAGCAACACGCGUGAUCUUCGUUGAACUGAGAUCAAAUCUGUACAGAAAUCUAUCACAAUAGUCUAAGCAAAGGUCGUUUGUUCGGUUCUUUUUGACUAAGCUGUGCUACUGCGAGGAAACUGUUCAUGACUGCUGUGAGGAAGACUUCACUCGAGUGCAUGGGUUUUACAAGCAAUGCCGUGAUUGUAAACUCACUAAUUUAAAAUCAUGGGAUGUGGAGCCACAAAACAACCAACCCUACAUCGGCCAACCGUUGUAUUAACUGGGCAUAGACGACUCGAGGAGGACAUAGAGGAGACGGACUCGCUUCUUGGAUCAGAAACAGAACUAUCGUCUUGCGAGAAACUACAAGAGUACAGCCAAAGGUAUCCUGAAUAUUCAAAAGUGUUGCGAGCGGUAUUCAGCAGUGUUGAAAAACUUCGGCGUUUGUCAGAAAUGGAGAAUUCACUGAGCGACAAGAAGCUAGUAUCGAAGUUAAAUAGAGAAGCUCUUAAGCUUCGCCAGAGAAGUAUCAAGGUAGCUUUCUCAGCCGGAACAACUGACGAAAAGAAAUAUGACAUUCUUGCAAAUUUCAUCAUCGACAUCGGCGCAGCGGAGUUUUUCUACAAGCUAACCAAACAGUUGUUCGAUUCCUACCUCAACAGCGGACAGACACUUCGCAAAAAUGGAAUAAAACCGGCGGAUAAACCAUUAAAUAUUGAAACAGACCGAUGCGAUCAACUGGCAUCAGAGAGCUUAAUUUUAAUUCUACUCGUGAUCCAGAACUUUGCUGAGUUUCAUGAGCAGUUCUGUGUGACAUGCGCAACAGAAACUGGGAUAAUACCACUUUGCUUGGAAAGUAGCAAACAGUUAGAGUCCAUGCUCAAGACCUUGGACGACCGCAGUGGUGAGACGCCAGUACGAGCCAUUAGAGUUCUGGGAUGUUGUUUUAAUAUUCUGUAUAACAUGGCCAGGAAGACUGAAGAGGUCAAACCGACCGUUGACUACGAGGCCAAGGAGACUUUAGUUUAUUUUGCCAAAUCAGAUAUUCCCAUUGUGGCCCCGCUGGCUUUGCUAAGUUUGGCUUACGUGGCUGACGAAGAGAGUAACCAGCUGGUACUCGCAGAUGAAGAAAUCUUGGUGAAUUUAACUUCCAUUUUGAAAAAGGCUAACGAUUCGGAAAGGCGAAAGUUUGAUGGCUUUUCUGCAAGAGAGCUGGCGGAGGGUCUCAGCCAUCUUGCCAUAAACGAUACCAACAAAAGAGUUUUGGGUCAAAAAAGUGCGAUAAAAGUGCUUGUUUCAAUGAUAAAGACAUCAGGUGACAACGGAGAAAAGGCAAGCGCAGUCAAAGCGCUUUGGAUGUUAGCCUUUGAUGAGAAUAACAAGAACCUCAUCGCUCAAGAGGAAGGAGCCUUGAACACUCUACGACAGCUGCAGCACUGCGAGGACCCGGAUGUUCAAAAGGGAGCCGCAGGUGCACUAUGGGAGAUUGAAGGAAAGACUGCAAGAAAGCAGGCUGAGGAGACAAGAGAAGUCUCGGCAAAUCACGUGAUGAUUAGUUACCAAUGGGAUUCCCAGGAAGUGUUAGUCGAGGUGAAAAACAAGCUUCAGGCCAAUGGAUACAGAGUAUGGAUGGAUCUGGAGCAGAUGGGAGGGUCCACAUUGGAGACCAUGGCCAAAGCUGUCGAGAACGCCUCAGUUAUUCUGGUGUGCGUAUCACAACGAUACAAAGAAAGUCCAAACUGUCGAUCAGAAGCCGAGUAUGCCUACCAGCUGAGAAAGGACAUCAUUCCUUUGAUGAUGGAACGAAAUUACCGACCGGACGGUUGGCUAGGAAUGAUUGUUGGAACAAAACUUUGGAUUGACUUUAGAAAUAGUUACGGUAUCGAGACAGGGGUUGGGAAGUUGUUGAGGGAGUUAGGCGGCAGGGGACGACAAGACCAAGGCAAUCACUUCACUGACCCUGGCCAAUUAGGAAAUGCUGAACAAGUACAAGAAGAUUGUCCUCCAGCCACCCCUGAAGCGCCAGGAAUCUCUAGUUGGACAAGUCAUGAUGUGGAGUGCUGGUUAAAGGACAUUGGGUUGGACGAGGUAUGCAAGACAGUCCUACCCAGACUGGACGGUCAGACUUUGAUUUACCUUUAUGCACUCCGUGAUGAAUGUCCUGAUUAUUUCUACAGGUGCCUGGAAAGCAAUCUUAACUUGCGUGACAUGUUUGAUCUAUUUAAAUUCAGGGAAGAACUGUGUAAACUGAUGAAAAAAUAACCCUAUUCGGCAGAAACGUGUCGUUUUGACUGAAACGUCUAAAGGGAUUUAAAUACCCACCAAUACUAUGUGCUGUUUAAAGUUCACCAGUAAAUUUUCUCCGAUUCUUAUUGGUUUAAACUGAUCACGUGACGCGAUAGUGUU